GCUUGUUUUCGGCGCCGUGGCCCGGCCGUGGUGCCAGACACAAUCGGCCCUUUGGGCUCGGGACGAUGUCGCGCUGAUCAGGGAUUUGCCCCUUUUGCCGGUUCGAACUAUCCUGUCUUCCGUAACGUGAAGGACUACGGCGCAAAGGGUGAUGGCGUUACCGACGACACGGCGGCCAUCAAUGCUGCCAUCAACGCUGGCAAUCCUUGUGGCCGAGGUUGUGCCUCGACGACCAUGACCCCGGCCGUUGUGUACUUCCCAGCCGGCACGUACUUGAUCUCGUCGUCAAUUAUCCCAGCCUACUUCACCCAGCUCAUUGGUGAUGCGAGCUCGCCGCCGACCCUCAAGGCUACGUCGAACUUUGCCGGCUUCGGUCUCAUCGAUGGCAACCCCUACUACACGUCAACCCUCAACUGGAAGUCGGUCAACGUCUUCUUCCGCCAGGUGCGCAACUUCGUCAUCGACACGACGAACAUCCCGCCGGCAACGGCCGCGACAGGGAUCCAUUGGCCCACAGCGCAGGCCACCAGCCUCCAGAACAUCGUCUUCAACAUGCCCGCUACCUCGGAUGUAGUCCACGUCGGGCUGUUCAUGGAGGAGGGAAGCGGAGGUUUCCUAACCGACCUCACCUUCAACGGCGGUGCGACUGGCGCCAGCAUGGGCAAUCAGCAGUAUACCAUGCGGAACCUGAAAUUCAACAACUGCAAGACCGCCAUCAUCCAAAUCUGGAACUGGGGUUGGACUUACCACGGGCUGUCCAUCAACAACUGCCAGGUCGGCAUCGAUAUGUCGGCCGGGGGCUCCAGCGCCCUGAACGUCGGCUCCGUGACCCUCAUCGACAGCAGCUUCACCAACGUGCCGGUUGCCGUGCUCACUGCCUGGACCACGAGCUCCAACCCGGCCACGGCGGGCAGCCUGGUGAUGGAGAACAUCGCGCUGAACAACGUCCCGGUGGCAGUUCAAGGCCCCAGCGGGACGAUGCUUGCCGGCACCACCGGCUCGACAACCAUCGCUGCCUGGGGCAACGGCCACAGCUACACCCCUUCCGGGCCGACCCAGUUCGCCGGAUCGAUCACGGCGAACUCGCGCCCGGCGGCGCUGCUCUCCAACGGGCGGUACUACACGCGCUCGAAGCCGCAGUACGAGACCCUCUCGGCCUCGUCGUUCCUCUCGGCCCGCUCCGCGGGCGCCAAGGGCGACGGCGCCACCGACGACACGGCCGCGCUGCAGAGCGCCAUCAACAACGCCGUCUCGCAGGGCAAGGUGCUGUUCCUCGACUACGGCCUGUACCGGGUGUCGAGCACGAUCCGCAUCCCGCCCGGGGCCAAGAUCGUGGGCGAGUCGUUCCCCGUCAUCCUCUCGUCCGGCGCCUUCUUCAACGACGUCAACAACCCGCAGCCGGUCGUCCAGGUCGGCAGCAGCUCGGGCCAGGCCGGGCAGGUUGAGCUGAGCGACUUCAUCGUGUCGACGCAGAACGUGCAGGCCGGCGCCGUCUGCAUCGAGUGGAACCUCGCGAGCUCCGGGACGCCCAGCGGCAUGUGGGACGUCCACGUCCGCAUCGGCGGCUACACGGGCUCGCAGCAGCAGGUGGCGCAGUGCCCCAAGACACCUGGGAGCUCGACGGUGAACUCGAACUGCCUGACGGCGUUCAUGGGCAUGCAUGUGACCAAGGGGGCCAGCGGGCUGUACAUGGAGAACGUGUGGAUCUGGACUGCCGAUCACGACAUUGACGAUGCGCAGAACACGCAGAUCAGCCUCUACAGCGGGCGAGGACUGUACAUCGAGUCCCAGUCCGGCCCCCUGUGGCUGUGGGGCACGGCGGUCGAGCACUUCGUGCUCUACCAGUACCAGCUGGCCAACACGGGCAACAUCUUCAUGGGCCAGAUCCAGACGGAGACGCCGUACUUCCAGCCGACGCCGAACGCGCUGGUGCCGUACAGCGUGGUGAGCUCGCUCAACGACCCCGACUUCUCGGCGUCGUGCGCGGGCGUGUCGGGCAACUGCGCGGACGCGUGGGCCCUGCGGGUGAUCGGCUCGCACGACGUGCUCGUGUACGGGGCCGGGCUGUACUCGUUCUUCGACAACUACAGCACCGACUGCUCGACCUUCUCGGCCGGCGAGACGUGCCAGCAGCGCAUCGCCUCGAUCGAGGGCUCCGCCUCCAACGUCAACGUGUACAACCUCAACACGAUCGGCGCCCGGAGCAUGCUCAACCGCGACGGCGCGCAGGUGGCGUACUACGCGGACAAUGUGAAUACGUUUGCGUCGAACGUGGCGGUUUAUAAGAGCGGUUAG
Molecule: messenger RNA, 2295 nt
Organism: Thermothielavioides terrestris NRRL 8126
Lineage: Eukaryota; Fungi; Ascomycota; Sordariomycetes; Sordariales; Chaetomiaceae
Product: glycoside hydrolase family 55 protein
Exons: 7
Molecular function (GO): polygalacturonase activity
Source: RefSeq, a predicted model, not a curated record